CCUAUCUUGUGACCACAAUGAAUAUUCAUAAGUGACAUAUGGUGCAAAAUUUUCCCGGGGGUAAAUAUGCCAUUGCACAGCAGGGUCUUCUUUCCAGAAUGUGAUCGGUUCCUGGUCAUCCUGCAGAUUAUCUGAUUUUGUUGCAGAUUGAAGCAGAAGAGAAAUACCCUCUGAAAAUGAAUUACGUAAGAUUCUUGAAUGCAACGAGCCUGGCAAGAAAGCCAUCUCCAAUUAGAGUUCUUACCGGCAUUGUGCUUCAGUCUCCCCCAUCCCUCAUCUCCAUGGCUAGCGGUAUGCCCAAUGCUGAAUUGUUUCCAAUAAAGGAGGCUUCAUUAACUCUCAGUGACGGGUCCAAACUCAACGUAGACAAUGCCCUGCUGAAGAAAGGUUUACAGUACUCUGCCACACCAGGCCUGCCUGAAAUGCUGAAAUGGCUGAAGGGCAUACAACAGAAGGUGCACAACCCCCCAUCACUUGGCAUCAGCGAUGAGAACAAACAGCUAGACUUCCUCGUCACAAGCGGGAGCCAGGAUGGGCUGUGUAAGGUGUUUGAGGCAUUUGUGAGUCCCGGAGACAACAUCCUAAUGGAGAUACCUGCAUAUGCAGGAACCCUCAGUAUAGUUCGACCUCUGAGAGCAAACAUUUUGGGUGUACAAGCAGACAAAGAUGGCAUUAUUCCUGAAAGUCUACGAAAAUGUCUCUCCAAAUGGUCACCAUCAGAUGCCCAGGAUCCAUCCAGUGACAUCCCGAAGGUAUUAUACUGUAUUCCCAAUGGAGGCAACCCAACAGGAAGUGGGCUGACCCUGGACAGGAAGCGGGAGAUCUACAGUAUUGCUCAGGAAUAUGAUCUCGUCAUCAUGGAGGAUGAUCCAUACUUUUACCUUCAGUUUGCCAAGCCCUACAUCCCAAGUUUCCUGUCCAUGGAUGUUGAUGGGCGUGUAAUGAGAUUUGACUCUCUCUCUAAACUUCUAUCUUCAGGUGUCCGGGUAGGCUUCCUGAGUGGUCCUAAGAUGCUUGUCAACAGAAUAGCUCUACACAUGCAGGUGUCAGUGGUCCAUGUUAGUGGCAUGUCACAGGCUCUCCUGGUACCUAUUUUGGAAACUAUGGGAUUCGAUGGUUUUUUGAAGCAUGCCCAGAAUGUUGCAGACUUUUAUGAGAAGAAGCGAGACAUGUGCCUCACUGCUGCUGAAAAACAUCUCAAAGGUCUAGCCGAGUGGUCUGUCCCGUCCGGUGGAAUGUUUCUCUGGCUUAAACUGCCAGGCAUCAGCGACACGUUCAAGAUGAUCUCAGAGAAGGCACGAGAGAAGGAAGUCUUGUUUGUGCCUGGGAACGCCUUCAUGCCCGAUGACACAGCACCAUGUCAGUAUGUGCGAGCAUCAUACUCACUUGUGUCGGCUGAGGAUAUGGACAAGGCUUUUGAGAGGUUAGCAGCCUUGAUUCGUGAAGAGCAGACGUAACUCGCCAGGACCUGACAACAUUGUGGAAAGUCCAGUGUCCACACAUAUACCAUUACUCAGAGCUUAUCAUUUUCUUCUGGAGAUGUUACAUAAGAUAUCUGAUAUCAGCCAACUACACUGAAAUCUCGAAAGAAACUGAAUAUUUGUCCACACCAAGCAUGAUCACUUUUGAGCUGGAAAAUUGUGAACAAUUUUAGCUCUUUUCAUAUGAUGAGAUUUUUUUCAAUGUAUAGAUUUUUUUUUUUGUUGUUGAAAUGUCACUGAAUGUGAAAAAAAAUGGUGAUGAUCUAGUCUAAUCCACUUUCUAAAGGGCAUUGUAUGUUCAUAUUUAAUUUAUAGUCAAGAUGUACAAGUUCACAAGAAGGCUAUGGAAAUCCAGUCUAUCUAAAUAUGAAAAUGAUGUAAAUGGACUUGAAUUCAAAUCCAGACAUACCAAA
Messenger RNA from Haliotis rubra (blacklip abalone), 1894 nucleotides. Its product is annotated as kynurenine/alpha-aminoadipate aminotransferase, mitochondrial-like. The record is from RefSeq and is a predicted model, not a curated record. Bases 177 to 1457 code for a protein of 426 amino acids. Lineage: Eukaryota; Metazoa; Mollusca; Gastropoda; Lepetellida; Haliotidae. Gene Ontology annotation, molecular function: pyridoxal phosphate binding; L-kynurenine:2-oxoglutarate transaminase activity. Gene Ontology annotation, biological process: biosynthetic process. The transcript has 13 exons.